Molecule: messenger RNA, 720 nt
Organism: Bombina bombina (fire-bellied toad)
Lineage: Eukaryota; Metazoa; Chordata; Amphibia; Anura; Bombinatoridae
Product: probable N-acetyltransferase CML1
Exons: 1
Coding region: 1-660 (219 amino acids)
Molecular function (GO): N-acetyltransferase activity
Source: RefSeq, a predicted model, not a curated record
AUGUCUGACUUCAGCAUACGGCUCUAUAACUGGUCAGAUCAUGAGGUAGCCAGAGACCUGUUUGUUCAAGGAAUAUUGGAGCAUGUCCCUGUGACGUUCUAUCGAUCCCUCAGGCUAUCACCUGUUUGGAUUUUUAUGGUUUGUGCAUCUGUUGUGUCUUUCCUGAUCUCUGGCUCCAUAGCUAUAUCCAUGCUGGCUGUGACCUCUGUACUAGCCCUCCUCUACUUGAAUAUCAGAAGUAUCUUCUAUACCUAUCUUGAGCAGUGCCUUUGUGAAGACAUGAAGGACAUACACAAGUACUACCUGCAGAGAGAAGGCAGCUGCUUCUGGGUGGCUGAGUCUGCUGGGCAGGUUGUGGCUACUGUGGCAGCCAUCCCCUCAUCUCAUCCCCUAGGAAUUCAGUGUGUGGAGCUUAAGAGACUAUCUGUACUGAGAAGCCAGCGAGGUAAUGGGAUUGCUAAAGCCUUGUGCAGGACAGUCAUUGACUUUGCUCAGGGCAGAGGGUGUGAAUCAGUUAUCCUGGAGACCUCAGUGGUUCAGACUGAUGCCCAACGCCUGUAUGAGAACAUGGGUUUUAGACUGAUACGUACCUACUAUAUACCAGACUUCAUAGCAAGCUUCAUAGAUUUUAAGGAAUUGGUUUACCAAUAUGAUAUCUAAUUAGUAUAACCACAGUCUACACCAUUAUUCUCUCGUUUGAUGUAAUUAGUAUAUUGAUGA